GCUUAAUUUUAUAAUAACAAAUGUAAGAAUUGUUACUUCGAAGUACUCACCGCCCAGUCCAGCCUUCAAGAGAAGUACUCCUAUGCUCAGUUUUGAUAAUGGAAAAUGUAGAACCUGAAAACCCCGAGUGUGACGGCGAAUUUGCCUUCGAAACUGACCACUUGGCGCUGCGAGGUAACAAAGAUUACUGCGAGCUAUUAAAAUAUAUCGUCAGGUUAGAAGCAUUGAAGCUACAGGCUCUCAAAGACACAGAAGACUUAGCAGAACAGCAAAACAGGGCGUUAGAUGAUCCAUUGCAGUUUGUUGAAGACUUGAAAUUAGGUAAAAUAAAUUUCCCACCAAGGCAACAUGUUCCAGAACCACCCAACAUAGAUUGGAACAGCUAUGGAAUAGAUACAACUAUGGACGAUGACUUUAGAGACGUAAAGUCAAAUAAAAAUGAUGACAGCAGCACUAAAGUCAGGGGUCGAAAGUUUACAGACAACAAGCCUGAGACAUUCAAUCAAUUGUGGUCUUGUGAAGAACAAAAGAGGCUCGAGGAAUUAUUAGAAAUAUACCCUGAGGAACCCAUUGAAGCAAGGAGAUAUAAGAAAAUAGCUGAAGCUCUCGGAACACGAACACCUAUUCAAGUUAUGAGCAGGAUUCAGAAAUAUUUUGCUAAAUUAGCAAAAGCUGGCUUGCCAAUACCUGGGCGAGCGCCAAAGAGAGUUGGAAGAGAAAAAAGCAAAUCCAUUUUUUAUAAAAAAUCUACAUUUUUCCCUCAACUCCACGUUCCUGUUAAAAUGGAAGAUCCUUAUGACAGUGGUGAUGUGCUUGAAAGCACUUCAACAUUAGAAAGCAAAAGUGGCCAGAAACAUAUGCUGGAUUUAUUGAAAGCAGCCAAAGAUCAAAGGGUACUGGAUGAGAUAUCUCCUAUAUAUCAGACUAAGACAAUGUGUGUAGGCUGUCAGAAAACUGGAUUCUUAGGAGCAAGGUGGACAGAUAACACUGGCACAGAUUAUUGCACAGAUUGCGUGGUGAAGCUUUUACCAGCUGAGAAAUUAAUACCUAUUCGAACACCUGUUUAAAUUCCUUCAGCUUUAAUUUUUUUCUAAAAUAUGGUACAUUGGUAUCACUAAGAACAAAUUUAUUUAAGUUGAGGUGAUUAUUCACUACUACAUACAAAUUUUCACUCAAUAU
This is a messenger RNA of Hyposmocoma kahamanoa, 1179 nucleotides long. RefSeq names its product ZZ-type zinc finger-containing protein 3 (gene Atac1). The record is from RefSeq and is a predicted model, not a curated record. The transcript is spliced from 2 exons. NCBI's taxonomy places the organism in Eukaryota, Metazoa, Arthropoda, Insecta, Lepidoptera, Cosmopterigidae. The coding region runs from base 99 to 1067 and encodes 322 amino acids.